Molecule: messenger RNA, 780 nt
Organism: Dryobates pubescens (Downy woodpecker)
Lineage: Eukaryota; Metazoa; Chordata; Aves; Piciformes; Picidae
Gene: TNFAIP8L1
Product: TNF alpha induced protein 8 like 1
Exons: 2
Coding region: 200-760 (186 amino acids)
Biological process (GO): regulation of apoptotic process; negative regulation of TOR signaling
Cellular component (GO): cytoplasm
Source: RefSeq, a predicted model, not a curated record
CGGGAGCCCCGGACCCGCCGGGCACCGGGCACCGGCUCCGGGGGCACGGAGAGGAGCCUGGGGAAGCGAGCCGCCCCCGUCCGGCCCUGCCCCGCCCCGUCCCGUUUCGUUUCGUUUCGUCCCGUUCCGCCCCAUCCCGCCGCGGGCAGCGGAGCAGCCCCGGUCCCGGCGCCGCUCUCCCCCAAGGCUGGCAGCAGAGAUGGACACCUUCAGCACCAAGAACCUGGCCUUGCAGGCCCAGAAGAAGCUCUUGAGCAAGAUGGCCACCAAGACCAUAGCCAACGUCUUCAUCGACGACACCAGCAGCGAGAUCCUGGACGAGCUCUACAGGGCCACCAAGGAGUACACCCACAACCGCAAGGAGGCCCAGAAGAUCAUCAAGAACCUGAUCAAGAUCGUGAUGAAGCUGGGCGUGCUGUACCGCAACGGGCAGUUCAGCGCCGAGGAGCUGCUGGUGCUGGAGCGCUUCCGCAAGAAGGUGCACACCCUGGCCAUGAUGGCCGUCAGCUUCCACCAGAUAGACUUCACCUUCGACCGCAGGGUGCUGGCAGGGGUGCUGACGGAGUGCAGGGACCUCCUGCACCAGGCCGUCAACGGCCACCUGACGGCCAAGUCCCACUCCCGCAUCAACCACGUCUUCAACCACUUCGCCGACUACGAGUUCCUCUCGGCGCUCUACGGCCCGGCCGAGCCCUACCGCAGCCACCUGAAGAGGAUCUGCGAAGGGGUGAACAAGAUGCUGGAGGAGGACACCAUAUGAAGCCGGGCAGCCGCUGGGAC